Messenger RNA from Selaginella moellendorffii, 825 nucleotides. Its product is annotated as rab9 effector protein with kelch motifs. NCBI's taxonomy places the organism in Eukaryota, Viridiplantae, Streptophyta, Lycopodiopsida, Selaginellales, Selaginellaceae. Gene Ontology annotation, molecular function: protein binding. The record is from RefSeq and is a predicted model, not a curated record. The transcript is spliced from 6 exons. The annotation marks the transcript as partial.
UCCAGCGAUCAGCUCCAGCAGCAGCCGCCGGGGUGCAAAUGGGGCCACACCUGCAAUGUGGUCAGGAAUCUCAUCUACAUUUUCGGUGGCUGCGGCCGGGAUGAGUGCCAGACCAACGAUGUUCACGUCUUCAACAUUGGGACGUACAUCUGGAGCAAGCCUGUGAUGAAAGGAACGCACCCUUCUCCUCGGGACAGCCACAGCUCCACGGCCGUCGGGUCUAAGCUCUAUGUGUUUGGUGGUACCGAUGGAACCAGCCCGCUAGACGAUCUCUUUGUUUUGGAUACUGCUACCAACACCUGGGGGAAACCCGACGUUUUUGGUGAUGUUCCUGCUCCGAGAGAAGGACAUAGCGCAUCUCUCAUCGGUGACAACCUGUUCGUGUUUGGGGGAUGUGGGAAAUCCAGCGAUCCCUCAGAGGAGGAGUACUACAACGACCUCCAUGUUUUGAACACGAAUACUUUUGUCUGGAAGAAGAUUUCUACCACUGGAGUCUCACCUAUUCCUCGGGAUAUCCAUACCUGCUCUUCCUAUAAGAACUGUUGCAUUGUCAUGGGUGGCGAGGACGGUGGUAAUGCCUAUCUAUACGACGUUCAUAUUCUGGACACAGAAACAAUGGCAUGGCGGGAGGUAAAGACGACUGGUGCCGAGCUGAUGCCAAGAGCUGGUGAACGCAGAGCGAGGCAUAUUAUUCUUCUAUGGGGGAUGUAACGAAGAGCUUGAAGCUCUGGAUGACAUGUAUUUCCUCGACACAGGCCAACCGAGCAAAGAGGAGUUCAAAGAAACCAUGGAUAUCCAUACCUUCUCUUCCUAUAAUUAUUAAAG